Molecule: messenger RNA, 4444 nt
Organism: Scleropages formosus (Asian bonytongue)
Lineage: Eukaryota; Metazoa; Chordata; Actinopteri; Osteoglossiformes; Osteoglossidae
Exons: 3
Coding region: 3209-3892 (227 amino acids)
Source: RefSeq, a predicted model, not a curated record
AGAGAGACACACAGUGAGCAAUCCUGGAGCGGGGCGGGCAGCCGGGCACAGCGCACGGGACACGGGGGGGCAGAUCCAUCAAACAAAACAGAGCCGGAAUUUUUAGGCGUGUAUCCACGUGUGCUCUAUAAGAGCGACAUACGAUACGUGACAGUGUUUACCGACAUCCACAAACAGCAGGGACUCAUUCACGCGAACGUCCGAAAGCGCGUAUUCGGGAAAGAAACGCUUAAGCCAUAUAUAGCCAGUGUCACAGAGUUAGUCCCUUAACUAUCUCUUACUUCCAGGCGCUUAGUUUUUCUUCAACCAUAUCUGCAGAGGAAGGACAGUGACACUGCUUGGCUGCAGAUAGCGAGCAUUCGUGUGGCUCCUAGCGGCCCUCCGCGCCUCUUCCACGCGACGAUAAUAACGGGGGCCUCUCCCUGAAAUCAUAUCCCCAUAAGGCCAAAAUAUUCAGCCUUACAUGCGACCCUUCCUUUGUCUUUGUCGGAGUAAAGUUUUCCACGGUGGAUAAUUACACGGGUAAAAUACCACGCCGCUUCCCGAAGAUGUGACUUUUGUACGGGCUUUUGAGUAAAGUACAAAUUGCUCACAAUAGCUCACUAGACCUCGCCACGCGUAGUAUUUGUACGCGUGUGAGUCGAGACGGCAAGUUCCACACGUGCGAAGGGAGAAACACACGCUAGCAGGCACAAAAGCAUGCACACACACACACACACACACACACACACACACACGGGGCUGCUCAUAUAUGGCACUGAAAUUCUCUCAAUGAGAAUUAUGACCAUAUUUAGUGUUCCCUGUGUUUUUUUUUUUUUUUUUUAAAUCUUGGCCUCUGGCUCUGAGACAAAUAAACCCAACCUGCACAGUGAAGUGUUUACAGAACCCCACGGCGCAAGUAAGAGGAAACACUGCAUAUACUGUGAAAACUGUACAUACACAUAUUUCACAUUAUAUACAUGUGAUAUUUUUUCAUUUUUAUCAUCUUUAUAUAACGUCAUCUCAGCAUAUUUCAUCAUGUAUGUUAGACAACUGGCCCACUGUUCUCCCAGCCAGGUGAAAGACGCCAGGCUUUAUAACUAAACUAGCAGACAUAAUUCAAGUCACACACUCACUGUCCCGUUACACAACAAAGCAGGAUCUCAGUCCAAGAGCAGGGAGCCUUUGUGCCCAUUAUUACGUAUUUCCGUGGACACUGCGGUUCGUACAUGUGUUUCUCAUCUAGGAUCAUGCGCUACUGUUGUUGGACAAAACUUUUUCUUUAAUAAGGCUGCUGUCGUUUUGCAAACGUUUCUUGGCGACCUAAUAAGCAGGUAAGAAGAGAGACCAGGCUGCUGGUGGUGGUACAAUGAACCGAUUAUAGGUGAAAUGUAAAUGCCGCGUGUGAAAGAGCCUCCCUCCCUCCUGGUUUUGAACUUUUCAGUGAAGAAGGAGUGGAAAAAAAACUGCAGCGGCGCGCGCAGAAAUGAACAACGUGAGUCAGUGACAGCGCGCGCCCGAUUAAUAAGACUGAUACAUUGUGGAUACAUAACGGAUACAUUAGACGAUUAGAUACAUUAUUGAUACAUCAUUAGAUACAUGAUUAUUGAUACAUCAUGUUGCAGAAGGUCGAGCGGAAACGCGCCUCCUCCUCCAAAAGCCUCCUAUUAUUAGCCGCGCCGUGUUGUAAAAUGUGUCCGUUGCUGCAAUUUACUCUGAAAGACAGUAAGUUACUUUUCCUCGACGUGAUGGUAACGUUACAGAAACGGAGCGCAGCGCAGCGGCUCCUUCGCAAGAUCGAAAACUUCAAGGAAGACUUGGGUUUUACAUUGACAUCCUCGCCCUUCCUGUUCCUCAAAAGGACUUUUCGCCCCCCCGAGGGGUUCACUUUAGCGGGACGGCGGACGGAGAACGAGAACGAGAACGAACAAGUUUGUCCGGACCGGGAUGCAGCAACUGGAAAGAAUUCCAAGGGCAAGAUGAAAUCUUUUCCAGGCACGUGGAAGAGCUCCAGCAGUGGUGCCAGGAGGCCACACACCCGCUGGCUUGUGAUGCCACAGCUUCUCUCUAUUAUUCGCCAAGUGGGAAUAGUAACCAGCGCCUGCCACAGCUGCGCUCGACUGCCCUCAUCUCUUUCUCUCGCUUUCUCUGUGGUUUCACCAGUUCUCCGUUUAUUUAGCUGAGAAAGGAAACCAAGACAAGGACUGUGGUGCCUCUCUGCAUGGAUCUGCUCUUUUCAUAUUUUCCAUUCCUCCCACAUUUGCCCGCACUGCAUUUAUUCUUUAUUUUAGGAGAGGGUUGCACAGAGGGAGCUUUGUGUUUUGUAGAUUUUUAUUUUCCCUGAGUUAAUUUCAGGAUAUUUUUCAGUGUCCUCUUUAAGUUACAUAAUGGGAAAAAUUAAAACAGAAGAAUGACAAUUCGUUGCAGUCCUGGGUAGCAGAAACAGGAAUGAACAUUUACACUGAACUACAGCUACCAGCAUUCUGCAAAUAGGCGCCUGUGAAAUUUGUCGAAAGGGCUGCUGGGAAAUAGAGUCCACUCGCUACGGCUUCCUUCGAACUGCCGAAUCGUUGGAGCACGUUAGGUAGCCAAAAAACGCGCAAUGUGGAAAGUGGGGCUACGACAAUCAUUAAGAGAAGUUUAUUUUCAAGAAUUACAAUAUGACACCUCCCCUCACAAACUCUACUUAUCUACCGAUGUUGAUAAUCAUACUGAUGAGAGAGAAAAAAAAAAUGUAGACAACCAACACGAACAAGCAGCCGCUACUCAGCGACGAGUCUCAGAAACAAUAGAAGAAAUUUCCGAGGGUGAGGACUGCAUUCUGGUGUUUGUAGUUUUAGUUCUCCCUGUGCCCCAUGUAGGUACCAAUAUACGGUGAAGUUUAAAACUACAACUCCCUGAAAAACAAAAAAAAAAAAUUUGACAAGCUACACAGACUGCCAUUUUUACCUAAAGCCGUUCGGGUUUGUAGUUCGAAUAUGCAUUUUUCCGAAGGAAUAACUGGUUAAUGAACUACAUUUCCCAUGUUUCAAGGAUUUCUGUAUUUCUACAAAGCACCCGCGGAGCCGCAUCAGUCGUAUGUUGUUAAAAUAACCGUUUCGGGUUAUGUUGUUCGUUUUCCUACAGCGUAACGGUUGUUUAAUUCCACGCAACAACCCAUCCGGGUCCAACCACGUUUGACUUCUUCCUUCGCAAAAUACAAGUUGCCGCAACCGCGGUCGACAGAAUCAUGGCAACGGAAAAUGAAAGCGAUUUUCACAUUUCAGAGACUGCUUCCAAAACCGAAAAGUCUAAAAAGGAGUUCGUGUGGAGCCAGCAGGCUACCUGGCUGCUCCUGCGCACGCGCCUCUCCAUGGACGCCGACUUCAACCGGCCCGUCUGCAAGAUGAAGAAGCUGUGGGCGACGGUGGCCGAAAGGGUGACGGCGAAGCUGCGGGAGCUGGGCGACGACGUCACCGUGAAGGCCCACGAGUGCGACAGCAAGUGGCGGAACAUGAUGUCGACGUACCGCAAGAACGCCGAGAGGGCGAAGAGACGGGGCGCUCAGAUCGUGCACUGGGAAUUCUUCCAGGCCAUGCAUGACGUUCUGGGCAAGGCCGCCGAUGACUCGGACGAGCAGAGGAACGGUCAGCUCAGCAAGAAGCUGGCGACCGUCAUGGCAAGUAAAAAAUUCACGCCAAUCCUUCCGACUCCUCCCCUGCCCCCCACGCCUUCCCCCUCCCCCGCGCCUUCGAGGCCCCCCCAGGACGUUCUACAGCUGUACCUCGAGCUGCAGGAGCGCAAGAUGGAUCUCUGGACCCAACAGAAGGAUCUCGAGGAGAGAAAGAUAGAAGCUAUAAAUAAUCUGGCCAGAGCCAUCUCUAGUCUGGCUGCUGAGCGCAGCUCCCACAGCGUCACCGGGGACAGUGGGUAGACGGCUCAUUGUAAAGAAUAGCUGUGAACGUUGGUACGUCUUCAGGUCAUUUUUCGAACCGCUUUCCACGGUCGAAAGGUCGUGGCAAUGCCGGCCGAAACCCUUGGAAAUGCCGCUUUCUGCAACGAGCAUGAAUGGCAGAAAGACCACGAAGGUACACACAUCAUUAAAUUUUCACCUCGUUCUUGCCUCUUGGAAUGAAAUCUCUAAUUAUUUUUGAUUGGACUGAUUUAGUUAGCUUGUCUACGACUCAUCUUGCAGCCAAGCGACUGAAAAUUGUCAUUUAACUGUUUCUUUUCAAGGUUUUCACCCUCAUGCCUUUGCGCACAGUAAACCGAUGACUGAAUAUUUCUGUGUCGCUGGAGUCAAAUGUGUGUCGCAAAAGUGACCGACGUCACAGCCUUCAAUAAAUCUUUUUAUUCAUAUGAAACAGGAGGAACAUUAAACACAAGUUGAAGUUGGGCAGGUAAUUUCCAGGAACUUGAAAUGCAGUGUGGUGGUUAGAUCCCUCCUCUAGACUCAGGUCAUGGGUUCAAAUCCCACCUCCUGCAG